AAAACCAUACGUGCAACGAGCGCUGGAGAGUACUGGAGAAUGCUUCCACCUGGAAAGCAUGUUUUGACGGUUGAAGCUCCUGGUCUGGAGUUGGAAAUGUUUACGGUGACGGUGGAGAAUGAACUUGAUUCGUCAUGA
Ostertagia ostertagi is the source of this 138-nucleotide messenger RNA. Lineage: Eukaryota; Metazoa; Nematoda; Chromadorea; Rhabditida; Trichostrongylidae. The record is from the annotation of a GenBank genome assembly.